Molecule: messenger RNA, 1083 nt
Organism: Carassius carassius (crucian carp)
Lineage: Eukaryota; Metazoa; Chordata; Actinopteri; Cypriniformes; Cyprinidae
Product: tumor necrosis factor-like
Exons: 4
Coding region: 37-765 (242 amino acids)
Biological process (GO): immune response
Cellular component (GO): membrane
Molecular function (GO): tumor necrosis factor receptor binding
Source: RefSeq, a predicted model, not a curated record
CUCACAAAAAGGAACACAUCUCAGAGAACUAACAGCAUGGUGAAAUACGAAACGACGUUAUUAGAUAUGGAAGCCGGCGCAGGGGGAGUUUAUCAGACAAUGGUGGCACCUUCACCAAUGAAGUCCUCCCGCAGCUGGAUAUGGAAGACGGUCGCUGCUAUCGCUUUUGUCACCCUCUGUGCCGUGGCAGCUGUUUUCUUCGCCUGGCAUGUGACGAAACAGAACCAAAGAGGGAACAUCUUUACAGAAACAAAGAUCAACACACCAUCAGAGCAAGGAAAAAUACUAAAGCAGAUUGCUGAGAGAACAAAAGCUGCCAUUCAUUUACGUGCAGGUGAGCAUGACAGCUGCCUAGAAUCUGAGUCUCUGAAGUGGGUCAGCGGCGUGGAUCAGUCAUUCGAACAGGGCGGCCUCAAGCUGGUCGGCAACAAGAUUCACAUUCCCGCCGACGGCCUUUACUUUGUGUACAGCCAAGUGUCCUAUGCCAUACUGUGCAAUGAAAAGAAUGAAGACGAUGGCACUCAGAAGUUCCUUAGCCACAGCAUCUGGCGUUAUACAGAUGCUGUGGAACAGUGGAAGCCUCUGCAGAAUUCGGCCCACUCCAUAUGCCAAUCACUUGAGCACGACAGGACCACGUACAGCACCAUCUAUCUCGGAGCCGUCUUUAAGCUCAUGGAGGGAGAUAAGCUGUCGACCAAAACCACCUACGUGGCCAACGUCGAGGAAGACUAUGCCAAAACAUUCUUUGGAGUGUUUGCUUUGUGAUUUAUUAGCCACAUGAGUUGUGUGGCACAGUGUGAAGACAAGUGUUUUAUGUUAAAACUUCCAAAGUAUGUUCUCAGGGCGUUUGCUUUAAAGUAGUUUGUCUAAUGCUGAGUCCUUAUUGCAUGGUGACCUAAUGUUUUGGUUCUAAAACACACCAGAUGCAGUGAGAGCUAUGCGCUGAAUACUGUGUACUUAGGCAUGAGCGCUAUACCAAGGGCACUACAACUCGUAUAUUUAUUUCAAGCUAAUAUGAUGUUUAUCAUCUUACGUAUUUCGUUGAAGAAAAAUAAGGAAUGUAGAUGUUUAUAAACAACAAUG